UCGACAGUCUUGACAAGUUGUCGCCGAAGAACAUCUGUCUAGGUUCUUAUCCUCACUUCGCUUUAUUUCACUUUUUUUCAUUAAUUUUUUUUUUAAAUAAAAAUCACGCGGUACCGUAAUUAACGUGCAGUAAGAUAAUCAAGAUGCUGCACGGAUCCGCGGUGCUCGCGAUCUUCGCGGUGGCGGCUGUAUCCGCUACGAGUCCUCCACGUGUGUUCACGAUGUGUAUCCCGGAGAAAUACGCGAAGGAAUGUGCGGAAAUGAUGGAGGAUUCAGCCAGCAAAGGCUUCCCGAUAUCGUGCAUUUCCGGACGCGAUCGAUAUGAUUGCAUCGAGAGGGUCGGCAAGAAGGAAGCGGACAUCGUCGCGGUAGAUCCUGAGGAUAUGUAUCUCGCGGCGAAAAACAAAUUAGCUGAGAAUGCCGGAUACAGUGUCGUUGAACAGGUCAGGACAAAGGAAGAACCCGACGCGACAUAUCGUUACGAGGCGGUAGCCGUAAUACACAAGGACCUGGACAUCAACAACGUUCAGGGCCUGAGGGGUCUCAGAUCCUGCCAUACAGGCGUGGGCCGUAAUGUCGGUUACAAGAUUCCCAUCACGAAGCUCACCGCCAUGGGUAUGCUAACCGAUAUCAACAAUCCGGAAUAUUCCGCUCGCGAGAAUGAGCUUCGCGCUCUGAGCACGCUCUUUGACAAAGGCUGUCUGGUGGGUAGGUGGUCGCCCGAUCCCGAAAUCAAUCAGAGACUCAAGGAGACGUACAGCAACAUGUGCGCUCUUUGCGAGAAACCAGACGUGUGCGAUUAUCCAGACAUAUAUUCCGGGUACGAGGGUGCCUUGCGCUGUCUAGCUCACAACGGCGGCCAGGUUGCAUGGACAAAGGUCAUCUACGUGAAGCGCUUCUUUGGCUUGCCAGUCGGGGUUACCCCGGCAGUGCCGACACCCGAGAAUCCGGCCGACUUUCGAUAUUUCUGUCCGGACGGUAACAAAGUGCCCAUCGAUGACCAUACGAAACCAUGUACGUGGGCCGCCCGACCAUGGCAAGGAUACAUGACCAACGGGGAUGAUGCCAACAACGCGGAAGCUAUUCAAAGAGAGCUAACGCAACUCGGUCAGCUUGGUGAGAACGAAAAGGCAGAUUGGUGGAAGGAUCUCAUGCUGCUCAACGAAAAGACUUUGGCUGUCGCCGCACAGCCAGUAUCACCGGAAGAACAUCUGAAAAGCGCAAAAUAUAUGGACGUGAUCGAGAGAAAUUCCGGAGCCCCGGAAAGGAACGCUCGUUGGUGCGUUUGGAGUCAAAGUGCGCUGGACAAGUGCCACAGUCUCGCUAGAGCCGCGUUCUCCAGAGAUGCCAGACCUAGAUUUGACUGCAUAUUGGAGAAGGAUGAGACUGCAUGUUUGAAGAUUGUUAGGGAUAAUGGAGCAGAUAUAACUGUGAUUGACGGCGGAUCAGUAAAACUCGCAAUAGAUAAUUAUAUCGCGAAACCGAUCGUCACUGAGAUUUACGGUGAAGGAUCAACGCAAUUCAACGAGGUACCGGCAGUUGCUGUUGUCAAGAGUGGUUCUUCUAUAAAUGGAUUAGACGAUCUCAGAGGCAAGAAGUCUUGUCAUAGUGGCUACGAGGGUGACUUUGCUGGUUAUUCCGCACCGGCUCACAUUCUCAAACAAAAGGGGCUUAUUAAUGAACCGGGAGAGAUGGAUACCUUCUUCUCCGAGUCUUGUGCACCUGGCGCUUCUCUCCAUUCCAAGUCUUGUCAAUUGUGCGUCGGCGAUAUUAAAUCCGGUGACGAUCAAGUGAAAGAGGCCACGAAAUGCAGACCUACGAAUGUUGAAUAUUACAAUGGCGGAAAAGGAGCACUUAGAUGUUUAAAAGAUGGCAAGGGAGAUGUUGCAUUCUUACCUUUGACGGCUUUGCAGCAGCUCGAUAACGAGAAGGACGAUGCAGGCAAACGCGAAGAUUACGUCUUGCUUUGUCCGAAUGGUGGUCAAGCGCCCAUCAAUGAAUGGGAGCGUUGUAAUUUAGGAUUAGAGCCACCAAGGAUAAUCGUCAGUUCGGCCGACAAAGCCGCAAAUACCUUGGAAGAGUUGAGACAUGGCAUUUUAGCCGCGAGCAGCUUAUAUUCGAAGCAACCGGAUUUGUUGCGUCUUUUCGGUGCCUGGAAUGACAAGCGCAACGUAUUGUUUAAGGAUAACGUGAAAGGAUUGGUAUCCAUCGAUAACACAUGGGACAAGUGGGACACUUGGGCAAAUAUUCAACGGGACUAUGGCCACCAUUAAGUUUUUGUAUUUAAAAUUUUUCAUUAAAAUAUUUGUUUGCUUAUGAUGGAGUACUAUAUGUGAUAUUGCUUCUAUCAUUGCUGAGAAAUUAUCGUUGUUCGAUCAUAUAUCAAUGGCCCAUAAAGAGGAUAUGGAUGUUAGAUAAAUGAAUAUUGUUAUAAUUGAUAAUUUUGCUUACGCGAACUGACAUAUCACCGUGACAGAGAUUAUAUUUUUUAAUAUUGAAAAACUGUGAUUUUUCUUUAAAUUUUCAAUAAAAAUUUAUACUUUUUCAAGCAUAUAA
This is a messenger RNA of Cataglyphis hispanica, 2556 nucleotides long. RefSeq names its product transferrin. The transcript has 10 exons. Gene Ontology annotation, biological process: iron ion transport. Lineage: Eukaryota; Metazoa; Arthropoda; Insecta; Hymenoptera; Formicidae. The coding region runs from base 144 to 2273 and encodes 709 amino acids. Gene Ontology annotation, cellular component: extracellular region; recycling endosome; plasma membrane. The record is from RefSeq and is a predicted model, not a curated record.